Molecule: messenger RNA, 1744 nt
Organism: Glycine soja
Lineage: Eukaryota; Viridiplantae; Streptophyta; Magnoliopsida; Fabales; Fabaceae
Exons: 10
Coding region: 96-1241 (381 amino acids)
Cellular component (GO): nuclear inner membrane
Molecular function (GO): chromatin binding
Source: RefSeq, a predicted model, not a curated record
UGAUCUGAUACCGUGAUUAUAAUUAGCUAUAAGCAGGAAAGGAAGAGAGAAGUAAAGCAGUAGAGGUUUGUUUGUUUAGUGAUGUGUCUGGAAACAUGAAGCAGAAUGAUCGGCCAAGGGAGUGUUUGUCUAAUUCGAAUUCUGAAGGUUGUUCUUUGUCAUUGAUGGGAAGAGAACCCCCUCAGAAUUUGUUACCUUCCAAACACGACUUCCCUAGACUGGUUCUCGUGAUUGCACUCGCAUCGCUAGUUGCUUGGACCUGCAACUUCCUCUUUACCUCUCUCUUUCAUCCCCCUUCCAAACCCUUCUGCGACACAAACCUCCACUCUCCCGAUUACUUUCUCGAUAUUUGUCAACCUUGUCCAAGUAAUGGAGAAUGCAAUGAUGGCAAGUUGGAAUGUCAUCAGGGUUACCAAAGGCAUGGGAACUUGUGUGCAGAAGAUGGAGAUAUUAAUGAAUCAGCUCGAAAACUUCUGGAGAGAGUGGAACAUCACCUCUGUGAAAAAUAUGCUCAAUUUUUGUGCACUGGAACUGGAAUAAUUUGGGUUCAUGAGGAUGAUUUAUGGAAUUAUUUUGAGCCAGUGGGAAAUGUCAAAGUGGACAAUGCUCUUUAUAAUUAUACAAAACAAAGGGCAGUUGAGACAAUGGGCAAAUUAUUGGAGACGAGGUUAAACAGCUCUCAUGGGAUGAAGGAGUUCAAGUGUCCAGAUCAGCUGGCAGAGCAUUACAAGCCAUAUACCUGCUGCAUUCGUCAGUGGAUCUCACAGCAUAUUCUAGUUGUUUUGCCCAUUUGUGCCAUGCUUGUUGGAUGCACAGCUUUGUGCUGGAAUGUACGACAGAAGCUAAGCAUGUCAAGACGAGUUGAGGAGCUUUACGACAAGGUCUGUGAAAUACUUGAAGACAAUGCAUUGACGUCAAAGAGUGCAAAUGGUGAAUGUGAACCCUGGGUUGUUGCUUCUAGGUUACGCGAUCACCUGCUUUUGCCAAGAGAGCGGAAGAACCCUUUAUUAUGGAAAAAGUUAGAAGAAUUGGUUCAAGAAGAUUCUCGAAUAGAUCGCUAUCCAAAGUUGGUGAAGGGUGAAUCAAAAGUGGUAUGGGAAUGGCAAGUAGAAGGUUCUCUGAGCGCCUCAAAGAUGAAGAAAAGAAGAGAUGCAAGCAAAACGAUGGUCAAUGAAAGCACGGACCUGAAUCAUCAACAGCACCCUGCAAUGAAAACAGAGCCUACGGUACCACUUUUUUGAUCUGGAGACUCCUCCCAACAGUGACUACUUUCCCUUGUAAAUUGUGAUGGCCUAAACUUGUGAGUUGACUCAGCUGAAGACUCAAGUGUUGUCUUACCUUGUUUGUACAAAGAAUUCUGGGUAAGCUUAUGUUGUCUAUGUUUACAGCAGCAGAGGGCAAUAUGUGCGGCAUUGGUUGUGAGUGUGACCUGCAUUUUUUAUGAAGCAUUUUUCACCAAAACAAGUGUGGAUUCAUGGGAUCUGCAUGCUUAUUAAGGAAUGUGCUUAUGUCUUAUAGAGUAAUAAUAGCUUAGGGAGGAAACUCACGUCCUUGAAAAUCCUUUACACCCGCGGUUCUGGAUUGACGGCUGACAAACUAGUUAUGUACUAGUGCUAACUAAAUUAGUUAAGCAUUUUUUUCUCUUGCGAAAGAAUCCAAUAUUUAUAGCAUACAAAGAAUGUUAUUAUAUGACAUUGUAGUAAAGUCAAGGCAUAUGGAUGUGACUACGAAUUCGGACCCAUUA